AUCCGCCUGUAGAUUUCCGCUGACACAUAAAAGUAUUUAACCCAGUUUUUUUUUUUUCUCGCUCUCUUUCCUGGAUUAGCACAUAAAGCAUCGUCGCUUCGUUUCUCUUAGAUGAAGAAUGGGCUGCGCAAUAUCAGGUUUAGCUGCAAAGUCGGAGUUUGCAGGAAGGAAUACAGAGGAUGCUGCUGCUGCUGCUGCUGCUGCUGCUGCUGCGCAUCCCAGCGAGGAUCAGAUUCAGAUGAUCAAGGACUCGUGGAAAGUUAUCCGGGACGAUAUAGCCAAAGUUGGGAUUAUUAUGUUCGUCAGGUUGUUUGAGACCCAUCCUGAAUGCAAGGAUGUUUUCUUCCUGUUCCGAGACGUGGAGGACCUGGAGAGGCUGCGGACCAGCCGGGAACUCAGAGCUCACGGCCUGAGGGUGAUGUCCUUUAUUGAGAAAAGCGUGGCCAGACUGGACCAGCUGGAGCGACUGGAGGCUCUGGCUCUGGAGUUGGGAAAAAGCCAUUAUCAUUACAACGCUCCACCCAAAUACUACAGCUACGUCGGAGCAGAAUUCAUCUGUGCAGUGCAGCCCAUCCUGAAGGAGCGGUGGACAUCCGAGCUGGAGGAGGCAUGGAAGACCAUGUUCCAGUACGUGACCAGUCUAAUGAACCAGGGCUACCAGGAGGAGAGCGCCCGGCAGCGCCACCUCGCAGCCUCCUCGAAGGAAAGACCGGACAAGAAGAACACCGCGCUAUGAGACCAUACUGACCCACAACAGACUGUUUUUACCAGUUCAGCACAGAUGUGUGUGUACAUAGUGUAUCUAGUGUCUGGUUUUCUACAUUGCUUAUAUUUAGUUAUUACUUCAUCAGAAUGGACAGAAACACACAGUGACUUUAAACAAAGCACUUUAUUUCUCAACUUAAAUUCUGCUGCAGUCCUCUUCCAUGACAACAGGACUCAGGAGCAUGAAGGGACAACACAGGUGGCUGACAGAACGGUCUGGCUGUACUGAAACCGACCUUGUAAUUAUGAAAAACAAGAAGAAGUGACAUUAGAAGUACAGCCAACACGUUGUCUCCGUAUUCAUAACUCAAACAUGCCUUUCAGUAAAUCUACAAACAUUUUUGUGCUGUUUAACUCAAUCAUGACAGAAACGGUAACUCUGAAUUAACCACAUUAACUGAAGCUUUACAGUACAUUUAAUUGGUGUUUAACAAAUCAAGACGGCCAGUUAACAGCUUGGCGUGGACGUGUACAAACAGAACGGGGGGCACAAAAAUAUUCAUUGUACUUCAAAAGGUAAAAUAAAAACUUUUUAUCUCCCAUAUUGAGCAAAAUCAAAUACAGUGAAAUCUGACAAAAAUAAAAAAAAA
Messenger RNA from Stegastes partitus (bicolor damselfish), 1355 nucleotides. RefSeq names its product x globin (gene xgb). Lineage: Eukaryota; Metazoa; Chordata; Actinopteri; Pomacentridae. The transcript has 5 exons. The record is from RefSeq and is a predicted model, not a curated record. Gene Ontology annotation, molecular function: oxygen binding; heme binding. Bases 119 to 736 code for a protein of 205 amino acids.